Molecule: messenger RNA, 601 nt
Organism: Blastocystis hominis
Lineage: Eukaryota; Bigyra; Opalinata; Blastocystidae
Exons: 7
Coding region: 1-570 (189 amino acids)
Source: RefSeq, a predicted model, not a curated record
AUGAGUGUUUCUUCUUGCCUUUCUUCAACUAGGGUUUGUUUCAUUAUCACUUUAAACAUGAUUCUGGUUAUUAUUGGCCUAGCAAUCAUGGGUGCUACUUCAUUCUAUGGAAUGGCAGUUUCCAAAGAGUUUGCACCGAACAUCUAUAUUGGCCUCUCAACUGGAUUUGUGACAUUUUUUUUCUCUCUUCUCUUAGUAUGUGGAAGCUACCGCUCUCGCUGCUAUCUCCUUACUUACAAUUUCAUCAUGAUUCUCCUUUGUCUGGCGGAAACGAUUUUUGUCAGCAUGUAUUUUAUCAAUGAUACGCGGGACAUCAUCAAGAAGAUUUUGGAUUUCCCUGAUAAUUACUAUACGUUCAUUGAAGAGAAUUCAACGCUGAUUUUAAUUGUGGGAGGAUGCAUUGUCGGUGUCCAGUUCCUCGCUGUCAUCAUGGCAGGAAUCCACGCUUCCGAACUCAAGAAGACUCCCAGCGACACGCCUCUUCUGCCUACGAAUGAUGUCCAGGAGCAUCGCAUGACUUAUGCAGAGCGCGCCAGAGAAAAGUACAAUCUCGACAAGUACCGAGAUUGAGUUUCGAACAAAUAUAAUAAUACUAUAAAUA